AUGUCUCUCAAAAUAAAGGCUUUAGAUGCAUCGGUGGUCAAUAAAAUUGCAGCCGGUGAAAUUAUCAUAUCGCCUGUAAAUGCUCUUAAAGAAAUGAUGGAGAAUUCGAUCGAUGCCAAUGCGACAAUGAUCGAUAUUCUAGUCAAGGAAGGGGGCAUCAAAGUGCUUCAAAUUACAGAUAAUGGCUCUGGUAUCGACAAGGCCGAUCUCCCUAUUUUAUGCGAGCGGUUCACAACUUCCAAAUUGCAAAAAUUCGAAGAUUUAAGUCAGAUCCAAACUUAUGGAUUCAGAGGGGAAGCUUUAGCCAGUAUAUCUCAUGUGGCAAGGGUCACAGUGACAACCAAGGUUAAGGAAGAUAGAUGUGCAUGGAGGGUUUUGUAUUCAGAAGGGAAGAUGUUGGAAGCCCCCAAGCCUGUCGCCGGCAAAGAUGGUACCACUAUCCUGGUCGAAGAUUUAUUCUUCAAUAUUCCAUCGCGAUUAAGGGCUUUGAGGUCUCAAAACGACGAAUACUCCAAAAUAUUGGAUGUUGUUGGGCGAUAUGCUAUUCAUUCAAAAGAAAUUGGAUUUUCUUGUAAAAAGUUUGGAGAUCCUAAUUAUUCUUUAGCAGUCAAACCGUCCUACUCUGUCCAGGAUAGGAUUAGAACUGUAUUCAGCAAUUCUGUGGCUUCUAACUUGAUACCUUUACAUAUCGACAAGAUUAAAGAGUUGGACGUGGAGAACGUUGAUGGAAAAGUGUGUAAUCUGAAUUUCAUAUCCAAAAAGUCAAUUUCUCCAAUUUUCUUCAUCAAUAAUAGGUUAGUGACAUGCGAUCCUCUAAGAAGAGCUCUUAACGGCGUUUAUUCCAGUUAUCUUCCAAAAGGUAAUAGGCCCUUUAUUUAUUUGGGAGUUCUCAUAGAUCCAGCUUCGGUGGAUGUCAACGUUCAUCCAACAAAGAGAGAAGUACGUUUCUUGAAUCAGGAUGAAAUAAUAGAAAGGAUCGCCAAUCAGCUACAUAUUGAAUUGUCUGCCAUAGAUACUUCGCGUACAUUCAAAGCUUCAUCAAUCUCAACAAGCAAACCAGGAUCAUUACUCUCAUCGAAUAGUCCGACUGAUAAUGGAGAUAAGAGAAGGACCCUCCGACAAGCUCAGGUGGUAGAAAAUUCGUAUUCCACAACCAAUAAUACAUUAGGAAAUGUUAAAAGGCAAGAAAACAAACUGGUUAGAACAGAUUCUUCGCAAGCGAAAAUCACAUCAUUUUUAUCCUCAAGUCAACAGUUUAACUUCAAUGAGGCGUCUGCAAAACGGCAAUCAAGCCAGCCCAAAGUAAACGCAAGGAGCUCUCUGAUUCCAGAUAAAGAUGAAAUUCGAGAAGAAGGAGUGGCUGAUGAAAUCGAACAAUUGCAUGAUACCGUUCCAAACAGCGAUACUGAAUUGGAAGAUUUGCCUAGGAAGAAACCAAAAGUUAGUGCAGAUCUUACAUCAAAUAUCAAAGAUAGUAAGAGCUCCGUGCCUCCAAUUUCAAAGGAUGGGUAUAGAAUAGUCACCAAAGAACGGGUUAACGUAAACCUUACAAGUAUCAAAAAAUUGCGUGAAAAGGUAGAUGAUUCGUUACAUCGAGAACUAACAGACAUUUUUGCAAACUUAAACUACGUUGGAGUUGUUGACGAGGAAAGAAGAUUGGCAGCAAUUCAGCACGAUUUGAAGCUGUUUUUAAUAGACUACGGGUCCGUGUGCUAUGAACUAUUUUAUCAAAUUGGAUUAACAGACUUCGCAAACUUUGGUAAGAUCAAUUUGCAGAGUACAGAUGUGUCGGAUGACAUAAAUCUAUAUGACCUCCUAUCGGAAUUUGAGGGAUUGGAUGAAGAUACCUCAAAAGAAAAAAUAAUUAGUAGAAUAUGGGAUAUGAAUGGUAUGUUAAAUGAGUACUAUUCCAUAGAGUUGGUAAAUGACAGUCCAGAUGGUAGUUUUGAAGCUAUCAAACUGAAAACUUUACCUUUGCUUUUGAAAGGCUACAUUCCGUCUAUGGCAAAACUACCAUUUUUUAUUUAUCGCCUAGGUAAAGAAGUGAACUGGGACGAUGAACAAGAAUGCCUAGAUGGAAUUUUGAGAGAAAUCGCAUUACUAUAUAUACCGGACAUGAUUCCUAAAGUAGAUGCGUCUGAUGUAACGCUAUCAGAAGAUGAAAGGGCUCAAUUUGUAGACAAAAAGGAACAUUUAUCUUCACUAUUAGAGCAUAUACUCUUUCCUUGUAUCAAAAGAAGGUUUUUGGCGCCUAGGCAUAUUCUCAAGGACGUUGUCGAAAUAGCAAACCUUCCUGGUUUAUACAAGGUUUUCGAAAGAUGUUGA
This is a messenger RNA of Saccharomyces eubayanus, 2325 nucleotides long. It is a transcript of the gene MLH1, whose product is annotated as mismatch repair ATPase MLH1. Gene Ontology annotation, biological process: mismatch repair. The coding region runs from base 1 to 2325 and encodes 774 amino acids. The record is from RefSeq and is a predicted model, not a curated record. The transcript has a single exon. NCBI's taxonomy places the organism in Eukaryota, Fungi, Ascomycota, Saccharomycetes, Saccharomycetales, Saccharomycetaceae. Gene Ontology annotation, molecular function: ATP binding; mismatched DNA binding; ATP hydrolysis activity. Gene Ontology annotation, cellular component: MutLalpha complex.